Drosophila rhopaloa is the source of this 1066-nucleotide messenger RNA. RefSeq lists its product as uncharacterized. The transcript has a single exon. Lineage: Eukaryota; Metazoa; Arthropoda; Insecta; Diptera; Drosophilidae. The record is from RefSeq and is a predicted model, not a curated record. The coding region runs from base 150 to 827 and encodes 225 amino acids.
ACCUGUCACCUGUCAGCGGGGCCAAAACCGGAAGCCUGCUGCGAUCCCAGCGGCGGAGUUGGAUUAAAUCGAUCCAAAUCGAGUGGAAAGCACGCGAGAUGGUGGCAUAAAAGGCCCCACUGCAACGCCGUCGCAUCACAGUGAGAACGAUGAGUCGCCAGACGCUGGGACUGCUCCUGAUGGCGCUGGCUCUGGCCAGGAUUGCGGCCAGGCCAGCUCCACAGGGUAAUCCACUCGAGAGCCUGGGCAUGAGCGCCAUGAGUCUGGCCGGGAGUUUGGCCGAGGCCGUCCAGAGUGGCGGCGCCCUCACCCGCGACCUCAACUUGGACAAUCCCCUGAUGUCCCUGCACUCGAAGACGGCCUUGGGCUACGGCGACGCCAUGCGUCCACCCUCGGCCGGGGACUCCUCCGAGGAGGAUCGCCGGCGGAGGAGGAGGCGGCGGCGGCGGCGCAGUAUCCCGGCCAGCCUGCACCGCCACAAGAGGGCUCCGUGCUGGAAAAUGGGCAGUGCCGCCACCACAGCGGCCCCCGCCGACGAUGAGGUGGAGGCCAGGCGGAGGCGGGCCCAGAAGCGGGCCGCCAACAACGCCUCCCGAUCCCGCGUGAGUCCCAAGACCAGUGGCAAGACCAAGAAGCUGCAACGUCGACGCCGCCAGGCGCCUUCACCCGCAAUCCCCGAAUCGGGAUCACCAAUGGCCGGAUCGGGCGACCCACUGGGCCUGGGCGACAGGAUCAAGGCCAUGUGGCUGUCGUUCGUCGACAACGUCACGGAUGUGGUGCAGCAGGUGCGCCAGAAGGUCUCCGAGUCAGCCAGCUCUGCGGGCUAAAGAUGCCCCCAAUUAUGCUCCCCAAUUACCACCAAGUGUAUUUUUUUUGUUGUUUGUUAUUAAGUGCAAUAAAAGCAAAUGGAACCUGAAAACUAAAUCGAGUUGAGGUCUACUAAUCUCUUAUCAAAUGAUAAGAAAUGUAUGUGGAUAUGGUGAUUGUGAUUUUGAGUCUAAUUCUUUCUGUAUACAGAGAAACUCAUUACUCAAAAUGGCAAUGUAGAGAAUAAUUACAAUUUAUG